Messenger RNA from Pseudonaja textilis, 3994 nucleotides. Lineage: Eukaryota; Metazoa; Chordata; Lepidosauria; Squamata; Elapidae. The record is from RefSeq and is a predicted model, not a curated record.
UCAGCGAAAACAAUGUUUACUAUGGCAGGUGGAACAUUUGGGCUGAAUGAAUCUCCAUCUGUUGAGGGCCAAGAGAGAGAGAAACGUGGUGAUUCCUUGGCCGGGACGAGAAGGGCCUUUGAAGAAAGGAGCACCAACCUAUUGCAAUGAUUAACCGGGCUGUGGAAUGUCAGAAUUGCUCUGAGGAAAGAAUUUUGACUUCUUGCUGGCCGAGGACUGUUCUGUAGAGACUGGUUCUCUUUUCUUUGUUUUGUUUUUCUUUCCUGUUGGUUUUCCUUUUUCUUUCUUUUUUUUUUUUUAAAGUUUCGCUUUUGAACAGCAGACGGAGAAGUUGCCCCCGUUGGCUCAGCUGCGUGUGUCUGUGUGUGGUAAAGAGGAUGGGGUUUCUCUAGCCACCGCGCACAAUACCACCAUUGAUCAUGAGGACUCUUCGCAGGUUGAAGUUCAUGAGUUCGCCCAGCCUCAGCGAUCUGGGCAAGAGAGAGGCAGCUGCCUUGGACGAGCGGGGGACUCAGCACCAGCGGGCCUGCUCCAAUGCCACCUGGAACAGCAUAAGUCAUAACAUAAUAAACCUGUUCAUAUUUAAGAACAUGUCAACACAUCGACUACAUAACUUGCCUGAGUUCAGGCAGCUUCUGAAAACUGAGUUGGGAUCUUUUUUUACGGAAUAUUUACAGAACCAGCUGCUUACAAAAGGCAUGGUGAUCCUGAGGGAUAAGAUCCGAUUUUAUGAAGGACAGAAACUUUUGGAUACGUUGGCUGAAACCUGGGAUUUCUUUUUCAGUGAUGUCCUGCCCAUGCUGCAGGCCAUAUUCUACCCCGUGCAGGGGAAGGAGCCUCCUGUCCGUCAGCUGGCCCUGUUGCACUUCAGAAAUAUUAUAACUCUCAAUAUAAAACUGGAAGACGCGUUAUCCCGUUCCCGCGCAAGGAUUCCUCCUUCAAUUGUCCAAAUGUUACUCAUCCUACAAGGUGUUCAUGAAUCAAAAGGAGUUACUGAAGAUUACUUGAAGUUGGAAACUCUCUUGCAGAAGGUUGUUUCUCCUUACUUGGGAACGUACGGUUUGUACUCCAGUGAUGGCGCUCUCACUCACUCUUCCUGUAUUUUAGAAAAACGCUUCUUUCGGCGCUCUAAAUCGGGGGAUAUUCUUGCUAAGAAUCCGGUGGUGAGAUCCAAAAGUUACAACAACCCUUUGUUGACUCCCGUAGCCGAGUAUGAGACAGAAGGCACGAACGCCAACAGCUCGAGCAUCCGACGACACUCGGUUUCUGAAAUGACCUCCUGCGGUGAGAUGCUGGGCUAUUCCAAUCUCACAACCAUCACAGACAAUGGAUCCAAGAGCUCCAUGCUCACCAUGAAGAUCCUGCCAGCAGGAGAACAGGAGAGGAUUUCGGCUGGUUCAAUGCAAUGUGUGUCUGAUCAAUCCAAAGGACUCUUCUAUCCCACAGAGAACCCGACCAGGGCAUUUGAGUUAGGCCAGGACUCAGACUUGCUUGCCAUUGCUCCCACAGCCAGCCCUGAGAACAUAGUGGACCAGAUUUUAGAAUCGAUCGAUUCCGAUUCCGAUGGGAUUUUCAUUGAUUUUGGCCCAAACUGCUCUGGCUCCCCGGGAUACAAUAUGGAUGUGAGCAGGCAAAGCGUGGUCUGAAAGGAGUUGUGCUUUGCAAGUCCACCAGUUCUGGGUGGGUGGAGUAAGAGCUCUGCCUACUUUUCCAAGUCAGAUAAUGAGGAUGAUCUCACCCCAGAGAAAUACGGAUAACCCAGGCUUGGGAAAACGGCGGUGCCACUGAAUCUUUGUGGUCAGGUUGCAUCUGUUUAGGCUAAGUUCAUAAAGUCACACUGAGGUCCACCCAUGACCAGGCUGAGCGAUGGGUAGUGAUGGAGCUUAGGUUGUGCAUCCAGGUUGAACUGAAUCACGCAGAAUAACAGGCCUGAGAUACGGUCUGAUGUUCAACCUCCUUUAAUGUCCUUCAUAGGUGCCCCCCUCCUCCUAGGGAUGUGAUUUGCCUCCCAUCAUUGCCUUCUUUCCCAGUGUUUUUCCAGUUUGUAUGUUCAGCUCACUUGCCUGGUAUCUCCUUCCUCAGAAUUCUCCUUUCCUGCAGGAGUCAGCCAACCAGAGCCAAGCAGAAGAAGCAGGAGGUCAGUUGCCAGUUAUUCUUCCAAUGGAUGCUCCUUGGUGUAGAGUAGAACAUGGAUGACUCCCCCAUAAUCCCAGCAUGAUACUUUAGGACAGAAAUAAGCCGCUUUUGGCACUCAAGGGCAGCACAGGUGUUGAUGAGUGGUGAAUUGGGACUAGCUCAGGUGUACAUACCUAUAUGUAUGCACAUGCAUGUAUCUAUAGUCACUCGUGUGCAAGCAGGGGUGGCAUCAUCAACUUCGCUGGAGAAGGAAGUUGAAGUCCCCUCCUUGUUUGCGUGUGCUGUCCCAGCCAUGGCCAGUUUUCAGGAUGACCCUCUUGUUGUGCAGCCCUUGCCGUGUUAGACUUCUCUCAGAGGAGAAGGCAGUUGUGUUGUUGGGACACGUAGAAGAGUCACAGCAGUCAUGGAGUCCCCUCUGUCAGGUCUCAGUGGCUGGAAGAUUCUAGUUUACCCUUACCAGAAUGGUUGAGCAGGAAUGCAAAGAAUGUCAACCGUCUGUGAGGACCUGAUGGACCAGAAAUAAGAGGAAAUCCAGCUCCCCUCUUGAUUGAAUGGCAUUGCAAGAGAGCAUGAAGUUUUCACAGCUUCCUGGGCUAACUUCUGAACUUCUCCUUUCAUUUAGUCAAGAACUGACAGUUGUCUUAUAUCCGUGAUGGCAAACCUAUGGCACACAUGCCACAGGUGGCACAGAGAGCCCUCUUUGUGGGCACAUGAGCCGUCGUCCCAGCUCAGCUCCAUCACGCAUGCACACACGCCUCCUGCUGGCCAGCUGGUCUUCGGGUCUCUGCCAUACAUGCGCGGGGCGCAUGGGCGGGGGAUGCACACACAUUGCAUUUUGGGGGCGCGGGCGUGCGUACUUUGGGCACCAGUGCUGAAAAGGUUAGCCAUCACUGUCUCAUAUGGUUCCCCUUUCCAGGAAUUCCCCUUUCCAGAAUAAAGUCAGGAUGGGGUUUAGGGGUGUUUUUACUGAUCUCAUGGUGUCAUAGCCAGAGAUUGGCUGAACCCUGAUAAGUUGGAUCUGACUUCUUUCAGAAAGAGCAGGAUUUGAGAGCCCAGGAUACUGCCUCUAAUAAGGUAGAUAAUUUAUUUUGGGCCCCAACCACUACAAAGGAGGAGGGAAUCUCAGCUUGGACACUUGGAAAAGGAAAGCUGAGAUAUUACUAGGCGUCAGAGAGAUGACCAUAUGAACUGUCUUCAUGGCAAGCUACCAUGAUGGAUACCGAUAAAAUGAGUUACCUCAUGACACAGUGAAAGCAAUGAGAGAAAUUACGCACGAUGAACUUGAGUCUUGCUGAUUGAAAUGUUAUUUACAGAUUCCCCAUUGUACUUAAAGUGUAUGACUUUAAGCUAAAAGUGGUAUUUGGGGACUUGAAAAUAGUCUAUGUGGUGCUUAAUCCGCAGUCAUUCAUAUUUGCAAAUCAGCGUAACAGCAAAUGAUCCAUGCAUGUGUGAAAAAGUCCCCAGCCUUCACUUUGGGGAAAUGUGUCAUUUAAACAUGCUCUUUCUGCCUCAUUACUGCCUUGAUAGAUUUCUGAAUUAGGGAACUGUCGUAAUGGCAAUUAAUAUUAGAAAAUCCACCUUUCUCAUGAAGCUAAAAACCAUGUUCACAGCUUCCAAACAUUUCCUUAAAACGAAACCCUGCUCUUCAAAAGUUAAAAUGUGUCUAUAGGCUGCAAAAGAAAGAAAGAAAGAAAGGGGUUUUAAUUUUUUUAAAAGUUGUUCCAAAUAUAAUAGAAUUUGACUGAUUUAUAGCGGCUACUAUUUUUUAAUGAUUCUCACUACAUCCACAUGUCUUUCACCAAUCAAGAGAAGUUUGUAAAACUAAUUUAAAUAAAUAAUGUGCUUGCUACUGAUUGGU